UAAGACGGAGCUGUAUGAGAUGUGUUGGACGUUGAGGGACAGUCUCAGAGACUGUCUCGUGGCUGCAGCUCCGUACGGAGGACCAAUCGCUCUCCUCAGAGAACCGCACAGACGUUCUCCCAGCUCUCGCCCUCAGUUAGAGAUUUAUUCUGCGUCUGGAGUCGCCAUCGCCAGCUUCCCGUGGAAAAGUGGUCCUGUGGUCCACCUGGGUUGGACGGUCAGUGAUGAGCUGUUGUGUAUUCAGGAGGACGGAUCAGUUCUGAUCUACGACAUGUUCGGAUCCUUCAAGAGACACUUCAGUAUGGGACAG
Messenger RNA from Plectropomus leopardus (leopard coralgrouper), 310 nucleotides. The record is from RefSeq and is a predicted model, not a curated record. NCBI's taxonomy places the organism in Eukaryota, Metazoa, Chordata, Actinopteri, Perciformes, Serranidae.